AUGGACCUUGAUGGGGACUCGUUGGUAGGACGUGGUAACAAUGGCACAUACGAAGUGAUUGAUACCAUUGGUCAGGGCUCAUUUGGGACUGUUUUAAAAGCCAAAAAGCUAGAGACAGGUGAACUGGUAGCAUUGAAACGGGUUGCUAUUAAGGAUGAUCGUAAUUCUGGUUCACAUAUCGUUCGAGAAAUGAUGAUUUUGCGGAAUAUCGAUCACGAGAAUGUUGUGAGACUUCUCGAUGUCCUGAAGGAUUCAUCUGCUGUCUCAUUUGUUUUGGAACUUGCAGAAACUAACUUAAAAGCUGUGGUUGAUAACCCCUGCAUUUUCCUUAACGAAACUGUCAUAUGUGGAUAUUUCUAUCAGAUUUUGAAUGGAGUUUCAUACCUCCAUAGUAUAAGCAUUAUGCAUCGUGACCUCAAACCGGGAAAUAUUUUGGUCGCUGCAGAAGGGAUACUGAAGAUCACUGAUUUUGGCCAGUCUUGUUAUUAUCUAGAAGAUGAUAUGUCAAGGACUUAUGAAAACCAGGUGUCUUCUAGAUGGUAUCGGGCUCCAGAACUGCUUUUUGGUUCUGUCCAUUAUUCUCCAAAAAUAGAUCUGUGGUCGUGUGGUUGUAUUUUAGCUGAGUUACAUAAGCGGGGCCCUCUGUUUCGUGGAAAAAACGAUAUUGAUCAGAUCUCGUGUAUUAUCUCAGUCCUUGGUUCGCCAGGUGAAGAUAAUUGGAGAGGAUGGAGCGAACUACCUGACAGCAAUAAACUAAUUUUUGAAAAACGUUUGCCGAUUAGUGAUUGGAGUGUAUUAGUGCCAGGGGCCUCAAAGGAGGCUAAAUCUCUGCUGCAGAAACUUAUUACUUUUGAUCCGGAAGUUCGCUUCUCUGCCGCGGAAGCUUUACGCCAUGAUUUUUUUUCCGAAGUUGUUUCUGGAAGUCGUUUGGACCCACUGUACAGCUGUUGUUUUGAUAUGGAAUUUAUUCCCACAGUGGUUGAAUAUAAUGGAAAUAAUGAUCGUAGGGGAACUUUUGGUAUUUAUUGA
Enterobius vermicularis (human pinworm) is the source of this 1029-nucleotide messenger RNA. NCBI's taxonomy places the organism in Eukaryota, Metazoa, Nematoda, Chromadorea, Rhabditida, Oxyuridae. The record is from the annotation of a GenBank genome assembly.